Hippopotamus amphibius kiboko is the source of this 2238-nucleotide messenger RNA. It is a transcript of the gene C13H4orf33, whose product is annotated as chromosome 13 C4orf33 homolog. Bases 799 to 1584 code for a protein of 261 amino acids. The transcript has 7 exons. NCBI's taxonomy places the organism in Eukaryota, Metazoa, Chordata, Mammalia, Artiodactyla, Hippopotamidae. The record is from RefSeq and is a predicted model, not a curated record.
ACUAAAGAUUGAACUUGAUCUGGUUUUUAGUGGCCAUGAAGUUAACACAAAAAUUUGUUGGAAGGAGAAAUUGAAAGUGCAAAUUCCAACUCUUUUCCAAAGCUCAGUGUAUGGCUUUUUCUUCAGGAAUGUCUCUCUGAUUGCCCAACGACUUGUUUGGCUCUUCUCCUACAUUUGAACCUUGCAUACUGUCAUAGGGUGAUUUAACUUGGCACCAAGCAAUUAGUAUAAACUCAACUCUGCAUUUACAUUAGAAGUUGAUAAGAUAUUCGUGUGGGUGAAAGCAAACAGUACUUUCUGGAUGUAAAUGAUGAGGUGGUCUUUACGUUGCAAAAAUUAAAUAUCUGAAAUUGGAGUUUUUAUCUCUGUACUUGAAUUGUUUGGCCUAGAUGGUCAAGGCCAAUACAAAUUAUAUAUUUUUUGAGUUUUGAGGUGUGGUGGUUUGUUUUGGGGGUUUUUUGUUUGCUUUUGGUUACAAGAUUUUUACUGGUUGAAUUUUAAUGAAGUAUUUUCAAAAUAAUUUUCAUCUGUAAGAAAAAAAAUUGCUAUGAUUUCACUUAUCUUUAAAGUAUGUUUGUCUUUCUUAAAGCUUCCCUUCUGUUCUCUACCCACACACCCCAAGGUAGGUGAUUCCUUUGUACUUACUUUGUGCUUCUUCCUGCAGUGUCUAUCAUUGUUUUGUAGUUUGACUCCAGGCUCCAUCAUAGUACUUGGAACACGAGCACUCAAGUAUCUGAUGAAGGAAUUAAAGAAUGUGUGUACAUAGAAAGCAUCUAUUACUGUAAUUGAGUACAAGGAAUGAGAAGGAGAGAAAAGUACUUGUCUUCAGAUGUUCCCAGGUGGUCCUUCAACAGGUGUCCGUGCGUCAGUCCGCCAAGCCCCUCCCCCAGGGCGUUGGGGGCAGCGGGGUGGAGCCGGAGGUCCUUCGACCGCGGCUGCAGGGAGCGAGCCAGAGUCCGACUGCGAAGACUGCGGAGUCUUCAAAUGGAUUUUAAAAUUGAACACACUUGGGAUGGUUUUCCAGUGAAGCAUGAGCCGGUGUUUGUCAGGCUGAAUCCAGGUGACAGAGGAGUGAUGAUGGAAGUUACUGCUCCAUUUUUCAAUGAUCCUCCAGCCCCACUAGGAGAACCAGGAAAGCCUUUCAAUGAACUGUGGGAUUAUGAAGUUGUGGAAGCAUUUUUCUUGAAUGACAUAACUGAACAGUAUUUAGAAGUUGAACUUUGUCCGCAUGGACAGCAUUUGGUGCUUUUACUCUCUGGGAGAAGAAAUGUGUGGAAACAAGAACUUGAUCUAUCAUUCAAAGCAUCCAGAGGAGAGACAAAAUGGGAGGGCAGUGCUUAUCUUCCUUGGAGUUAUUUUCCACCAAAUGUGACAAAAUUCAAUUCAUUUGCAAUUCAUGGGUCAAACGAUAAAAGAAGCUAUGAAGCUCUUUACCCUGUACCUCAACAUGAGCUGCAGCAAGGACAAAAACCUGAUUUCCAUCGUCUGGAAUACUUCAAGCCUUUCAGUUUUAACACACUGCUUGGAGAAGAGUGGAAACAACCAGAAUCAGACCUGUGGCUAAAAGAGAAACCUGAUGUGUAGGAGUAUAGUAGAUGAUCAUAUCAAUCAUUUCUUCUCUAUACCUUUUAAGGUAAACCAGUAAUAAGUAUAAUCUUUUGAGAUACCAUGAACACAUUUCAACAAUAAAUAUUUCGUAGAGGUCAGUGAAAGUAUAUAGUAUCUCUGUGGCAAAUUGUGUAUGAACUAACAAGAAAGGAGAAAGUUCAUAUAUGCUUUUACGUAUAAAGUGAAAAUGUUUCUCAGAAUCACUUAGUCCAGGAGCCAUCAUGCCAAGGGCUUCUACCGUCUGCCUUGUAUCACCAUCACCCCAAACAUCCCAGACUCUGUCAACCAAGUUGUUAUUUCUCUCCCCACUUCCCUAAACCUCAGCCAGAUUAUGACUGAGCAUCUUGUUUGCACAUUUUUGAACUCCAUCAUAAUAUGUAAUAAUUCUUUACUCAGAAUCCUCUAUCCACUCUUGAAAUGAAUAGAAAAAAUGACGUGGUUCAGUUGAACAGGGGAUGCACAUCUGUUAAGGCAUUAUUAAAAUACGCCUGCCAUUUAAUCAGCUAUUUUUCCUGUCUUAUGACUACUUUUCUUCUGUUGAAGAAAAUGGAAUGAAGUCGUCUUGAAUUAGGGCAACGGAUUCUGCUUUCAUUUACAAAUAAAUGAUGUUUUCUUCAUGCUGUUAAGCAA